AUGGAGAAAGUAAAGAAGGGCCAUUUCAUAAUGAAGAAGAGAUGGGCACGGGGUCGUAGGGCGUUCGAGAAAAUCAAGGUCAUGUCUCAAAAGAAGGUGAACUUGUUGGGAUGGAAACGCCACAACCCAAGAUCUCUAAUAACGGAUAGCCGGGUAGAGGAUCAUCAAUCCGAGCAAUUCAUUCGUAAGAAUAAUGCAGGUAACAUGUGA
Molecule: messenger RNA, 210 nt
Organism: Acaulospora colombiana
Lineage: Eukaryota; Fungi; Glomeromycota; Glomeromycetes; Diversisporales; Acaulosporaceae
Source: the annotation of a GenBank genome assembly